AUGGCCAAAAAGCACUGGCGGCAGAACGGGCCCUCACAGCAGGGAGCUCGCAGUUCAGCUGGCAGAGUGAGGACUUUUGCGCAGGCAAACCCAAAUAACAUGUAUGCGGGCAUAGCUGACGCAGAGCAAUAUGAUGGCGAAGUUAAUGCGCAUCUCACCGAGCGCUUCGGGCGCGCCUCCAUUCGCGAAAGCACUGCGGUCCCGGACGACAACAUACCAACCUCAGCACCUGCUCGCAUCAACAACGACAUCCGCGAGUAUAUGAAACUGGCGCGUAAGCCAGUCAUUGCUGGGCCAUGGGUCGACAGACCUGAGGUGCCAAGCUCAUCCGAGAUACUGCCACCCCGUAAGCCUGGUUUCCUCAGCACCGACCUGCAGCCUCUGAUCGACGUCGGUGGAGGUAUACGUCCGCACAGAGCUGAAGGAGCCUAUGGCAGUAUCGAGGAAUAUCUAGGCACCACAUACGAACUCCUCAGCGAAGACUCCAACCGGCCGCUGCGCGAGGCUGUCGAAGAGGUACGCCAAUCGCCAUACAAGGACGAAUCGGAGUACGAGAGUAAAAGCAUCGGCAUAUACGAGCCUGUCUAUAUUACAGGUGUAGUUCUCCCUCUGCGCGGCGGAUUUGCUACUCGUGUCGCUUUUUCACUCUCGCGGGUGAAGAAAUUCAUCCGAUGGGAGCAGAUUGAUGAUGCAUUCAAGACUAUUUGCAUCCUCGCUACUGUCGCGGCGCGUCCACUGUCUGCUCUUGGUCAGAAUCCACCUGAGAUCGAUUUGUUCUUCGCAAGGCCUGAGGAACAAGAGAUUGAUCCAAUGAAGAAGUGGAUGAUGGUCGAGUGUCGUUCCAGCUUCUUCGAGGCUAGCAGGCACACGCUGAUGGCCUUGCAGCACAUGAUGCGCGAGCCAUUUCCCUUAUCGGAGCAUUUGGUCGAGGUCAACAAGGAUGUCGGGCCUCCAGCCUACGUCAAACACAACCCCUUCGUCAACCUUAGCUCUUUAGUCAGCAUGGAGGAGAGCGCAGCUUUCGAGAACAUCAAUGUCCUCGACGAAUGGCCGGCACCCUCGCUAUUGUCGUUAGAUAAAUCUCAGAGCAAGGCUCUUAACCACAUGCUCACAAAGAAGCUUGCAAUCGUCCAAGGACCGCCUGGAACUGGAAAGACCCAUGUCAGCGUUGUAAUGCUUAAAGUGCUCCGCGACAAUCUACGGCGAGACGAUUCACCUAUCAUCAUCACCGCUCAAACAAAUCACGCCGUUGACCAGAUCCUUCGGCACACCAAGGAGUUUGAGCCCAACUUUAUACGUCUCGGAGGACGAAGCAAAGACACAGAUAUCAAAAAGCGGACACUGUUCGAGGUGCGACGCAGUGUACCACCGCAGAAACAGCCUGGCAGCCAAAAGAACCAGGCAACUAGUGCGCUCCGCAAACUCGCAAACGAGAUUCAGAUGCUCUUGACGCCCCUGGAAGCCAACAAAGCUCCGCUUGACCACCGCGUCUUAUUGCGACUUGGUUUGUUUACCCCGGAACAGGCCAAGUCACUUGAGAUCGACUCGCAAAGCACCAUGGGCAUAUCGCCAGUAGACAACCCAGGAAUUCUGAUGGAGCAAUGGCUGGGAAGAUGCCUUGCUCCGUGCGAACGGCCAAGUCAACCUGAUGACUAUAGUUGGGGUUACGAAGAAGAGGACUUCGAAGUCGAGCAAAUCUUGGAGAUGGAGGCUGAAGCUGUUGCUCAAGACGAUGAUGACAUCGAGGCACUUCGUGGUCCCUACAUCCUGCUCAGCGACAACUACAGGGGUAAAGGAGACUCCAAAUUGACUGUGGAUGGGAUUCGCAAGCUACUCCAAACGACCGACGAUCUCACGACUAUUCCUGCUAUGGAUCGAGGCGCCAUCUACAAUUUCUUCAAGCGCGAGGUCAAAGCGUUCCUACUCACAGAGGUACGGAAGCUAGCCAAGGUGUACAACGAGCAGAUUGAGCAACGCAAAAUCGGCGCAUGGGAAGAAGACGUUCGACUCCUGAGUGAACAGCGAAUCAUUGGGUGCACGACGACCGGACUGUCCAAAUACCGUGCUUUGAUAUCUGCUCUACGUCCCCGCAUUAUUCUGGUUGAAGAGGCAGCAGAGACCAUGGAGGCCCCAGUCACUGCAGCUUGCUUGCCCACACUCGAACACCUUAUCCUUGUGGGUGACCAUCAGCAACUGCGACCGCACACCCAGGUUAAGGCGUUCGAGGACGAGCCCUACUACCUGAACCUGAGUCUUUUCGAGCGUCUCGUCCGCAACGAAGUCACGUACAGCACACUUACUCGUCAGCGACGAAUGAUUCCUGAGAUCCGACGGCUCUUGGCUCCCAUUUAUGAAAACACUUUGAAGGACCAUGCGAGCGUUGAGGAUCUGGCCAACCGACCUCCUGUCGAAGGCAUGGGUGGCACCAACUCAUUCUAUUUCUGCCAUGAGUGGCCGGAAUCGCGCGAUGGCAAUCAGUCCACUCUCAACGAGCAAGAGGCAAAGAUGAUCACGGGCUUCGUCGACUACCUUGUUCUCAAUGGGGUAGAAGCUCCAAAGAUUACGCUGCUUACCUUUUACAAUGGGCAAAGGAAACGCCUACUUCGCGAAUGCCGUAAUCACCAGAACUCUCAGGCUUUCGCUGGUAUCAAGGUCGUGACUGUCGAUGGUUAUCAGGGCGAAGAGAAUGACAUUGUCAUUCUCAGUCUCGUGCGUAGCAACCACCACCAUAAGAUCGGGUUCCUUUCCUCUGACAAUCGAGCUUGUGUUGCUCUGUCGAGAGCCAAGCGUGGCUUCUAUAUCUUCGGCAAUGCUGAGCUACUUGCAUGUGAAAGCCGUGUAUGGGCACGCGUCGUCGAUAUCAUGUACAAAGACUCAAAAGUCCAGGUCAAGAGUGGUCAGAAGCGCCGUGUCGGGUACAAUCUCCCACUCCAAUGUACAGCACAUAACCGUAAGAUCUGGAUUGAAGACCCAGCCGAUUGGGAUGAGAUUCAUGGUGGUUGCGACCGAAAGUGUGGCGGAACUCUUCCAUGCCAACACAAGUGUCCAUACCGCUGCCACCCGUUCGGUCACGAUCAGAUCAACUCGGCUCCGGGUGGUUCGAAUGAGAAGUGGUCAACAUAUGUCAACGGAGGCGUUGCUGCCGAUGAUGCUCGUUACAUGCAGAAGAGGAAGGACGAGGCUCAGAACCUGGAACUUAUCCGUAACACCCCGCCUACUGCCGGUCCAUCUUCGAACCCGAGAAAACUCAUCGAAAUUUCUCCGGAGAAGAAGGCCAUAUCAGGAAAUGCCAAUCUGCUCAUCGAUCUCGACCUGGAUCUAGGAACGGCGCCUAAUCCUAGCCACGCGCCGCAUUCGUGGGCAAAGGCCGCCUCGUCAAACAAGAAAGGAAAGGCUCCGGCUAAAGCGAACAUGAGUUUGCUAGAUUAG
Parastagonospora nodorum SN15 is the source of this 3429-nucleotide messenger RNA. RefSeq lists its product as hypothetical. Gene Ontology annotation, molecular function: helicase activity. Bases 1 to 3429 code for a protein of 1142 amino acids. The record is from RefSeq and is a predicted model, not a curated record. Lineage: Eukaryota; Fungi; Ascomycota; Dothideomycetes; Pleosporales; Phaeosphaeriaceae. Gene Ontology annotation, cellular component: nuclear RNA-directed RNA polymerase complex. Gene Ontology annotation, biological process: regulatory ncRNA-mediated heterochromatin formation. The transcript has 5 exons.